Molecule: messenger RNA, 571 nt
Organism: Suillus discolor
Lineage: Eukaryota; Fungi; Basidiomycota; Agaricomycetes; Boletales; Suillaceae
Exons: 2
Coding region: 38-445 (135 amino acids)
Source: RefSeq, a predicted model, not a curated record
UGUCAUGGUGUCAUCGGCCAUCUGGGUUUUAUGAAUUAUGAUCAUUCUUUUUGUUCAGACAAAUGAUCAGUUGGCUUCGUGUAUCCUUGAUAUCUUCUUUAUCGGCUACCUGGGCUUCGACAUGCUACUGGUAGAACUUCGACAGGCCAUACAUGCCCAAUGCACGAGUCUGCGAUCAUGGUCAGUUCUUGGUUCUUAUUUUUCGCUCUUCUUGCAUUGUGCUCAAAUGAUAAUCACGAAUAUGUUGAAUUUUCGGAUUAUCAGCCGUCUGAGUUGGAACACGCCAGUGACGCCACUUCUACUUUCCUUGGUCCAUGCAAUAGUCGCAUCCCGCCUCACUCGAACAGCCCAGAUGGAUGAUAACGCAGUAGAUGCGACAGAGCCAUUCCGUCACAAGCCAUCGCAGCUUUCAUAUUUUCACCAGUGUGGAAUUCUGACACAUUAGCUGUCGGGUUCAGAUCCAGACACGCUGCUCAUGUACUACCUGGGCGAGCAGAUAACGACCUGCUGAAGUGAAGUGUAUACUUUCAAAUACUCAUCUCUUCGCACCAGGGCGACUGUGAUUAACAUC